UAAUAUGUUUCCUGUCUCAAUAGCUGAAUUCAAAAAGUACACAUAUUACAAAGAAGUGCUACUUCAAAUUUUGAAAGAAAAAGCCAAAGGCGAUGAAGAACUUUUCGCAAAAUUACGGAGCAAUAAAUUGGUUUGGAAGAAAGCGCUGCGAUUGUAUUACACAAAUUUCUUUUUUAAACCAUCGAUACGUAAAAAAUACACUUUGCGUUUGAAAGAAAUGCCGCAAAGUUUGAAGGCAAAAUUUUUAGAAAUACCUGCAAAAUCAACUACAGUGAAGGAAAAAAAAAAAUGUGAUAAAAACCAUUUAAAAAGUGAUAGAGAAUCAAAUUACACCUAUUUCGAUAGCUAUAAGCCAUUAUCUGAUGAAUUUUUAUUAAUGUACAUAUCAAAAAAAGUGUCUGAUGUUAAUAAGCAUCCAGAAAUUUUAAAACGUAUAAAGGAAAAUAAACAACCACAUAAAAGACAGUCGGGAAUAGAAAUAAUAUCAAUAGAAACGAUUGUGCCACCAAAUAUUGAAAAUGAAAUAACAUUGGAUGAACAAUCGCCAGUCAUACCUGAAGAAAACAUGGAAAUAUUCAAUAAGUUGUUCGAUCCAAUUCCUUUGAAAUGUACUUUAUCCUAUGUACUUCGCUUUUCUUUUGGUCCAAAACAAUCUGUUCUGCGCACAUUGAUGCAUAUAUCGUUCGAAGAUUUCUGCAAGUUCACAAAUAUUUAUCAAUUGUCUAAUAUUUAUAAUGAUAAACUAAAACUAUUCAAAAUUUAUGAAUCCACGAUUAAAAAAGAAAUAUGGCCGUUUAAUUUAUAUAUGCGCAUAAGUGAUAUUUUCCUUUAUUUACUGUUAAAUGAUGUAAAGCUUGAUUUAAGUGAUUUACAACAUAUAUCACCAAAGUUUUUACAUUGGAGUGAUCUUGCAGUGAAUACUGAUUUUAAUGAAAUUGUACAAGAAGAUUAUUUUAAUAUGAAUGGAGAGCGCAUUGAUGGUGAUGAACAGCUACAAAUUUCUCGUGAAAGUUUUUAUACUCGUUGCUGGAAUGAGGACGAUUGGAUAUGGAAAAUACCCAAAAUAACUAAUAAUUCGAUCCAAGAGAAAAUUAAUGUUACUAAAGCAUUAUCUGAUGAAGAUGCAGAACAGUUGACUGUUGAGAAGAAAAAUGUAAAGGGCUCAUAUAUAUCACUGAAAAAGUAUCUAAAUGAAAAUUUGGAAUAUCAUAAUCACACAGAACUGGUUGAAACGUCUUCCAGUAUCACAAAUCGUUCCUUGAAAAUUACGGACAAUGCAUCUACAAUCUUUCAAAGUACCAAUAACGAUGGAGCAUGUAGUGUUGAUGUUUUGCUUUCAUCACAGACUCAACCUCAGGAAGACCCAGUCUGUAUGUCAUACAAAGCAAAUACAUCAAAUCCUAAUAACACAGGUAUUAAAUUUCAAUCAGCUGUUGUUGUAUGUAUAUCAAUUAUUUCAGUAUAUUUCAGACCAGAAUUAUUCAUUGCAUUUUACUUUUACAAUUUAUACUACUUUAAAUAUUUAUAUAAUUUCGUUAUUUCUACUUUUAAUUCGAUGAUUCGACAAUCCGAGUUUAAUUAAUCGUUACGUUCGAAGACAUGUUAUUUUGCUAUGUUGAGACAUUAUACAUUGUAUUUGGCACACAUUUUUCGCUU
Messenger RNA from Teleopsis dalmanni, 1656 nucleotides. Its product is annotated as protein telomere ends associated-like. Lineage: Eukaryota; Metazoa; Arthropoda; Insecta; Diptera; Diopsidae. The coding region runs from base 5 to 1582 and encodes 525 amino acids. The transcript is spliced from 6 exons. The record is from RefSeq and is a predicted model, not a curated record.